AUGUUCUGUUUUCUAUGGUGCAUUAAUAGGUCUGCAAGGAGAAAUCUAAGAGAUGGAAGGGUUAUUUUCAGAGGCAGAUUCAAGUUCUCUGAAACUCUUCCUCCUUCCGUUUCUAUCACCAGGGCACAUGAUCCCACAGAUCAAUCUGGGUCAAGUUUUAGCCUUUCGUGGCCACCAUGUUACCAUUCUCACAACUCCUUCAAACGCUCAGUUCAUCCCCAAACACCUCAAAGUUCAUACCUUCAACCUCCCCUCUAACGAAGUUGGUCUUUCUUCUGAGAAUCUAUCCUCUGUAGAAGACAACCGAACCGCCGACAAGAUAUGGAAGGCCACACAAGAUCUGAAACCCCAGAUAGAAACCUUUCUGCAGCAAAACCCUCCUCAUGCUUUGAUUUUAGACAUAAUGUUUCAAUGGAAUUUCACUUCCACACUCAACAUCCCCACGGUGGUUUUCAGCCCCAUCCCCAUCUUUGGUCUUUGCGUUGCUGAGGCCAUCAACAACUGCCAACCCCAAGUGUUGCCUUCGGACUCUUCGCUUUCUUUUGUCGUCCCUGGUGCUCUUCCGCACAAUAUCACGCUUAACUUCAACCCGUGGAAUACCAGCUUCCUCACCUUGGCUCGUAUUUUAGUGCAAGCCAAGGAAAACAACACUAUUGGGGUUAUUGUGGAUACCUUUGCAGAGCUCGAAGGUGGGUACACUGAGUACUACGAGAAACUCACCGGCGUUAAGGUGUGGCACGUUGGCAAACUCUCUCUGAUGGUGGAUUAUUACCAAAGAAGACGCACAAUAUCACAAGAGAUUAAUCAUGUUGAUGAGCAUGAAUGCCUGAACUGGCUGAGCUCCAAGGAACCCAGGUCAGUGGUGUACGUAUGUUUUGGAAGCUUGUCUCGUCUGAGCAAAGAGCAACAUAUGGAGAUUGUACGAGGGUUGGAGGCCUCAGGGUACAAUUACCUCUUGGUGGUUCCAGAGAAUGUGAAUGAUGAUGGGAUUGAAGAAAGGAUGAGGGAAAAUGAGAGAGGGAUGGUAGUGAGAGGGUGGGUUCCACAAUGUUUGAUAUUGAAGCAUGUUGGCAUUGGAGGGUUCUUAACACAUUGUGGGGCUGGUUCGGUGUUGGAGGGGAUUUGUGAGGGGGUGCCUAUGAUAACCAUGCCAAGGUUUGGUGAUCAUUUUUUGUGUGAGAAGUUGGUGACUGAGGUGGUUGGGAUUGGGGAGAGUGUGGGGGUUUGGGAAUGGAGCAUGUCACCCUAUGAUGUGAGGAGGGAACUGGUGGACUGGAAAAGAAUUGAGAGUGCUGUGAGAAAGGUGAUGAAGGAUGAAGGAGGGUUCUUCAGAAAACGAGCCAAAGAGUUGAAGGAAAAAGCACACAAAGCUGUUCAAGAAGUUGUGCGUUUGUCAUUCUUUUUCAACAAAGUAUGUUUGUGCUUUGAAGAGAAGAAUAAAAGGAGAAAUGUACAAAGUACGCCUCAUGCAGAAUCUGACAUGAACACUGCCUUUGUAAGCCCGAGAGGCAUGUACAACAACCAAUCUAGUGUGCAGAGGUUUGUGAGGGUCUGAUCGCGAAAGUGUUACAAGAGCAAGGCGCAUAGAACCCCAUACACAAGAAAUAGAGCGAAACACGAGUGAUUUUUGUAUUGAAUUGUUAUAGAAAAGAAUACAAAAUUGUACAUAGAUGAACAAGUUAGGUGAAGGCCGGAAAACAAGUGUAGGCCAUUUUGUA
This is a messenger RNA of Vigna radiata var. radiata (mung bean), 1718 nucleotides long. RefSeq names its product UDP-glucose flavonoid 3-O-glucosyltransferase 7. The transcript is spliced from 3 exons. Gene Ontology annotation, molecular function: UDP-glycosyltransferase activity. NCBI's taxonomy places the organism in Eukaryota, Viridiplantae, Streptophyta, Magnoliopsida, Fabales, Fabaceae. The coding region runs from base 53 to 1555 and encodes 500 amino acids. The record is from RefSeq and is a predicted model, not a curated record.